AUGUCUGCAAACUUAGAUCAAUCCCUAGACGAAAUUAUCGGUAAUAAGAGAGCUAGCAACAGACCUCGUCAAGCCAGCAACCGUGGACGUAACGCCGCUCCAAGAAAGGCUUCCAAGCAAGUUAACACUCAACGUCGUGGGCCAGCUGUCAGAAAUCCUUCCGUUAGACAAAGAGUCGUUAGAGCUCCUGUUGCUAGAGUCUCUAAGUUAUUAGAUUCUCAAAGGGAAGUUAAGGUCAAUGUCGAAGGUUUGCCAAGAGAUAUUAAACAGGAUGCUGUUAGAGAAUUUUUUGCUUCUCAAGUCGGUGGUGUCCAAAGAGUUUUAUUAAGUUAUAAUGAAAGAGGUCAAUCUACUGGUAUGGCCAACAUUACUUUCAGAAAUGCCCAACAAGCUAAGGUUGCUGUUACUAAAUUUAAUGGUGCUCCAAUUGAUGGUGGUAGAUCUAGAUUAGUAUUGAAUUUGAUUGUUGAUCCAAAUCAAGCACCAGCUUCCUCAUUAGUCGGUAGAAUUCAACCUCUACCAACCAAGAAGAUUAUCACUCCACAAACUAAUACAAAGAGAAAUCCAAGAGCUCCAAAUAAGAAAGCUGCCGCUGUUAAGAACAACCGUAAGCAAAAGAAGGAAAGACCAGCCAAGAAGAGUUUAGAAGAUUUGGAUAAAGAAAUGGCUGAUUAUUUCGAAAAGAAAUAA
Naumovozyma castellii is the source of this 690-nucleotide messenger RNA. RefSeq names its product RNA-binding protein YRA1 (gene YRA1). The transcript is spliced from 2 exons. The coding region runs from base 1 to 690 and encodes 229 amino acids. Lineage: Eukaryota; Fungi; Ascomycota; Saccharomycetes; Saccharomycetales; Saccharomycetaceae. The record is from RefSeq and is a predicted model, not a curated record.